AUGUUGUUGUGUGGAAUCAUCGAUGAGCUGAAGAAGCCCGCUUUGAACACCUUUUUCGUCUCCUUCUUUUUCUGCCAGGCAGCCGACGUAAGGAUAAACAACGCCACUGCAGUCCUUCGCGGCCUGAUCUUUAUGCUGGUUGACCAGAAGCGAUCUCUCAUUUCCCAUGUGCGGCGUCACUACGACAAGGCCGGGAAGCAGGUCUUUGAGGAUGUGAAUGCGUGGGAAGCUUUGUCAGAAAUGCUCACUAGUAUCCUCGAGGACCCGGCGUUAAAGACCACCUAUUUGAUCAUCGAUGCUCUUGACGAAUGUACAACGCAUCGGAAAGAGCUCCUUGAUUUUGUCGCCCAGAAAUCGUCUGCAUAUCAACAUGUCAAAUGGAUCGUCUCGAGCCGCAACUGGCCGAACAUCGAAGGUACUCUUGACACCGCGGCCCAAGGAACAAAGCUCUCGCUGGAAUUGAAUGAGACGUCUAUGGAUGAGGCUGUCGCAACCUUUGUCAACCACAAGGUCCAGGAAUUGACAGAAAAGAAGAAAUAUAACCAUAAAAUCCGUGAUGCUGUUUCCCAACACUUGUUGUCAAAAGCAAAUGGUACCUUCCUCUGGGUAGCCUUGGUUUGCAAGGAACUCACCAAUGUCUCGAGAAGACACGUUCUGAAGAAGUUAGAAGAAUUCCCUUCUGGUCUUGAUAAGCUCUAUGAGCGAAUUUUUGAACAAAUCAUUGAACAAAUCAGGGAGUCAUAUGAUGCUGACAUUUGCAAGUCUCUCCUCGGCAUUAUCACAAGCGUUUACCGUCCUAUCACGUUGGACAAAUUAGCGUCUUAUAUCGACUUAUCUGAUGAGAUCGCGGAUGAUUCGGUUCUGAUAGAGAUUAUACAGCUUUGCGGCUCUUUCCUGAUGCUCCCAGGACGCACGGUCUCUCUAGUUCAUCAGUCAGCCAAAGACUUUCUGCUUCGAAGAACAGCCAAUGUUAUUUUCCCCGAAGGAGAAGACAUGGUGCACUAUUCCAUAUUUUCCAGGUCUUUGCAGGCUCUUGGCAAGACGCUAAGGCGCGACAUUUACAACCUAAUCUCGCCUGGAUAUCCGGUCGACCAGGUUAGCCAGCCAGAUUCAGACCCGCUAGCCGUAAUAGGUUAUGCGUGUGCCUACUGGGUUGAUCAUCUAGACAGGUGCUCUCCUUUCAACAACGCGAUGGACGACCUCCAAGAAAGUGGAUCUGUUGGCACUUUCUUCCAUAUUAACUACCUGCAUUGGCUCGAGGCCCUUAGUCUGUUAAGAGGCUUGUCAGCGGGAGUAGCUUCGAUGAUAAGGCUCCAGAAUUUGCUAGAGGUCAGUCUCCACCAGUGCAACUAA
Messenger RNA from Penicillium soppii, 1353 nucleotides. RefSeq lists its product as uncharacterized. The record is from RefSeq and is a predicted model, not a curated record. The transcript has a single exon. The coding region runs from base 1 to 1353 and encodes 450 amino acids. NCBI's taxonomy places the organism in Eukaryota, Fungi, Ascomycota, Eurotiomycetes, Eurotiales, Aspergillaceae.